Molecule: messenger RNA, 804 nt
Organism: Closterium sp. Yama58-4
Lineage: Eukaryota; Viridiplantae; Streptophyta; Zygnematophyceae; Desmidiales; Closteriaceae
Source: the annotation of a GenBank genome assembly
AUGUCUCCCACAUCUCUCCCUUUCUCUCACAAGAGGCGCCCUUUCAGGCGAGAACGACUCGUUCUCACCUGCUCUCUCGCCCUGGCGACGCUCAUAGCAUCAUUCGCGCUGCUCGUCCCGUCAACCGCCGCCACGCUGAAGCUCGGCCCGUACAUCGCGCCGGGCGCCACGGACAACCGCGGCCCGUGCCCGGCGUUCAACACAAUGGCGAACCACGGCGUGUUUCCGCGCGACGGCUCCGCCAUUCCGCGCAAGCGCAUCGUCCACGCCUUCCGCAAGUUCUACUCCUUCUCCCCGACGGUGACAAACGCGCUGAUCAAGGGCGCGUUCUCCAAAGGCGUCGGGGAUCCCAAGGCGGGGACGAUCGAUCUCGUGCAGCUCCGCGCGCACAACAAGAUCGAGCACGACGUCUCGCUCGUCCGCGACGACGCGUACCUCGGUAACAACUACCUCGUUAACGACACGCUCUUCAACCAAAUGCUUAAGUUCUCCUCGACGAAAAAAUACAUGACUCUCCGCGAGAUCGGCCGCUUCCGCAAGCACCGCUUUUACGCCUCCCAUAAGAACAACCCCCAGCUCAAUUACGAUACGAACUUCGAAGCCGUGGCGUUUGGGGAAGCAGCAGCGCUGGCAGGGGUGUUCGGCGGAAGAUUGCGCUUCUACGCGGUUCCGGUUGACUACCUCAAGUCGUUUCUCCGCGAUCAACGCUAUCCUAAAAACUUCAGGCCGCCGCUUGUUCCGCUGAGCUUCCCCGAGCUGCUCGCCGUCGCGGCGCGCAUCAAGGUCGCCGCGUUUUUCGCUUGA